AUGUCGUCAUGUUGCGUUUGUUAUCGUUCAUCAUCAUCAAUACGUUGUCUUAGGUGUCAAAAGUAUUUUUGUUUAGUAUGUUCAGGUGUUCAUCGUCAAAGUCAUCUUCUUGAUGCACUCGAUGAACGUUUAACAUCUCAAAUUGAUUGUUUACCAAUACAAUUUGAUGAGAAUUUCCAUGAAAAAUAUCGUCAAGCUUCUGAUCAUUUACAAAAAUGGAUCGCCGAUAUUCGUUGUCAAUUCGAAAACACAAUUCAUUAUCAACUUGAAAAAUUUCUCAAAACACAAUUUGAAUUGUUAAAAAUGAAAACUGAUGAAUAUGUACAAGAAUAUGUUCAAUAUUUAACAUAUCUUCGUUCAAAUGUACGCUACGCUAAACAACGACCAACUGAUUAUAAUUAUGAUCAUGACAUAUUACGUUUGAUUAGUAUUGAAAAAGAACUUCUCAGACGAUAUGAUGAGCAUUUACUUGAGUUUCGUUUAGAUACAAAUCCAAUUGACUUUACAAAAUAUAUAAAUAUUGAAAAAAAAUUUCAUGAAUCACCUAUUCCAUUAUCAAUAGAUUUAAACUAUCGACUUUACCAACCAAUGAAAACUCUUAAUCUUCAAUCAUCUAUUCAACAUAUUGCCAGUUCAUGUCUUGAUCUAUUCGUUUAUGUAUUGGAACCAUCACCUAUUUAUCCAUGUCUACUUGAAUUUUCAACUGCUUCAAUGUCAUCGAAAAUUUCUCUCGUACAAUCAAUCGAAUUUCCAAUGGAUACUAGAAUCAUUGAUAUGCGUUGGUCAAUAAAAUUCAAUUGUCUCUUUUUACUGACAUCUCUGUCUUUACAUAAAUAUGAAAAAUAUGAGAAAAAAAUUCAAGCAAAUAUUAUUAAAUUAUCUAAUCAAACAAUUAAAUGGCAUCGUUUAACAACAAAUCGUUUUGGAAUUUAUAUUCUUAACGAAAAUAAUUCUAUAGAAUUUUAUAAUUCAAACUUUUUACAAGAAGCUAUUGUUGAUUUGAAAGAUCUUGUCGAUAAUAUUUGUCUUGUUUAUGAUCUUCAAGGUCAAGCUGAUUGUUUAUGCACAUUAACAUAUACAAAAGAAAGUAUUGUGCAAAUUGAUUUAUUCUCUAGUCGACGACUAGAACUAAAACGAACGUUGAAACUUUCUGAAACACUACAACCACCAUUGAAAUUAAUAAAUGCUAAUCGAAGAAAUACAUGGAUUAUAAUUGAUUGUGAAAAUCAUCGUUUAAUCAUAUUUGAUGAUCAAAUGAAAAAUAUUAAACACAUUUCUUUAACAUUAACACCAAAUUGUGUAGCAGUUCUUGAUGAUAAAACAUUAGUUGUAGCUAGUCCAGAUAUUCCAGGUGCAAAACUUUCAUUUUAUUCUCCUCAUACUAUUUUACAAAAUUAA
Molecule: messenger RNA, 1398 nt
Organism: Rotaria socialis
Lineage: Eukaryota; Metazoa; Rotifera; Eurotatoria; Philodinida; Philodinidae
Source: the annotation of a GenBank genome assembly